Pogona vitticeps (central bearded dragon) is the source of this 2255-nucleotide messenger RNA. RefSeq names its product G protein subunit alpha transducin 2 (gene GNAT2). Gene Ontology annotation, cellular component: photoreceptor outer segment; photoreceptor inner segment; heterotrimeric G-protein complex. The record is from RefSeq and is a predicted model, not a curated record. NCBI's taxonomy places the organism in Eukaryota, Metazoa, Chordata, Lepidosauria, Squamata, Agamidae. Gene Ontology annotation, biological process: adenylate cyclase-modulating G protein-coupled receptor signaling pathway; detection of chemical stimulus involved in sensory perception of bitter taste. Gene Ontology annotation, molecular function: G-protein beta/gamma-subunit complex binding; GTPase activity; G protein-coupled receptor binding.
CUGAUCAAUCUGAAGAACUGGAACAAGCCAAAGUGUUAGAGGAGUUAGAGGAACCAGUGGAGGAGGAGGAGGAGGAGGAAGGUGGGGAAAUGGGGAGUGGAGCAAGUGCGGAAGACAAGGAACUUGCCAAAAGGUCCAAGGAGCUGGAAAAGAAGCUACAAGAAGAUGCGGACAAAGAGGCAAAGACAGUGAAGCUGCUACUGCUAGGUGCUGGAGAGUCGGGCAAGAGCACAAUCGUCAAACAGAUGAAGAUUAUCCAUCAAGAUGGUUACACGGAAGAAGAAUGUUUGGAGUUCAAAGCAGUCAUCUAUGGCAACAUUCUACAGUCCAUCCUGGCCAUCAUCAGAGCGAUGCCCACUUUGGGGAUAGACUAUGCAGAGUCCAGCCGAGCGGAUGAUGGGCGACAGCUUUUUAACUUGGCUGACUCCAUUGAAGAGGGAACCAUGCCUCCAGAGCUAGUGGAUUGUAUAAAGAAACUCUGGAAGGAUGGAGGCGUCCAGGCUUGCUUUGAGCGAGCAGCUGAGUACCAGCUCAAUGACUCUGCUGCAUAUUACCUGAACCAACUGGAUAGGAUCACAGCUCCUGGCUACCUUCCCAAUGAACAGGAUGUAUUGCGAUCUCGAGUUAAGACCACAGGUAUCAUAGAGACCAAAUUCUCUGUCAAAGACCUCAAUUUCAGGAUGUUUGAUGUAGGUGGGCAGAGGUCCGAGCGCAAAAAGUGGAUCCACUGCUUCGAAGGGGUGACUUGCAUCAUCUUUUGUGGAGCUCUCAGUGCAUAUGACAUGGUCUUGGUUGAAGAUGAUGAAGUGAACCGCAUGCAUGAAUCUUUGCAUCUGUUCAACAGUAUCUGCAAUCAUAAAUUUUUUGCUGCCACCUCCAUUAUUUUAUUCUUGAACAAGAAGGACCUCUUUGAGGAAAAAAUAAAGAAAGUACAUCUCAGCAUUUGUUUCCCAGAUUAUGAUGGUCCCAAUACUUUUGAAGAUGCAGGCAACUACAUCAAGAACCAGUUUCUUGAUCUGAACAUGAGAAAAGAUGUGAAAGAAAUCUACAGUCAUAUGACUUGUGCCACAGACACCCAGAACGUCAAAUUCGUAUUUGAUGCAGUGACAGAUGUCAUCAUCAAGGAGAACCUCAAGGACUGUGGUCUUUUCUAAGACUUCACUUUUUAAAAAGGGAAAAGGACUUCCAGGUAGCUUCACUAUUCUGCUGAGCAGAGUCAGUGGAGUAAAGAAAAGUUACUCAAGAGUCCACACUUUUCUUUGUCUUUAUGAUACAAACUGUAUACCUUCAAAGGCAUACCGUCAGAAAGGAAUGAAGAAAGAAAAGCUAAAAGCAUCCGAGUGAUUUUCUUUCCUAAUCUGCCUGCCUUCUGACAUACUGUGAAAGCCCUGAAACUACAACAUGAACAAAAGCCAUCACAAUCAUCAUGAAACAAUGAAUCAUGUGACUAACACUGGACUUUCACAUAACUAAGAUCUUAAAAGUAUCACUCUUCUGUUGGAAAAACAGCGUGGUUUGGGAUUUCUGCUAAAGCUGUUCCUUCAUCUAUAAAUGAUCUGAAAUGGGAUUGUGCUGACCUUGAAAAUUAUAAUGGCCAGAAUCCUGUUGGUUUCAUGUUGCUUAAGCAGACAAGUAUGAGCAUUGCACUCUUACCUUCCUCUGACCAGAGAAGCAGUGGCACAAUCGAUUGUGCGCUUGACCAUGCAAUGAACAAGUAGUGAGGGAAAAACUGAGGUGUGAUUGUCCUUAUAUGCAUGCUUUUUCCCAAUAGGAUUUUGGCCAACAGGUUAAAUAUUCAGAUCUUAAAAUUAAUAUAUAUGUCAUCAAACAACCCAUUUGUUAAUAACCCCAGAAAUUUUUGUUGCAUUUAUCAAACUUCCAGGUAAAUACAUUAUUUUUAUUCACAGUUUUUUGAAGCUGGUAAAAUUUGUCCCCACAGCCUUAAUUAGUCAACUUAUUUUAUUUUUAUUAUCCACUCUAUCCACAGUAAAUGCCCUGGUGAACCCAGACUGGUUCUCUCUCUCCUCACACAAAUGAACCCUACCCAUGACAAAAGUACUAAUCCCAGCCCAAUGAAUUACCUCUUGCUGUGGAGACUAUUGCUCUAGCUGCAUCACUGGCUCUUGUUAAAAGAUCAGUGACAUACAAAAGAAAGCCAUGGACAUCAUAGGGUUAGAAAGCCUCCUCCCACACACAGGAAAUAGAGAGAAAAAAAAUAUGGAAAUGGUUAUGUCAGGGUUCUCACUUUCGUAUUU